CGGCCGGCGCUAGGCCGCGGUCACCAUGGCAACCGCCGCCGCCGCUUCCGGGUAGCGUUUCCCAGCGGGCAGUGCGCGGGGGAAAUUGACCAAUCAGCGAGCGCUCAGCGCGGCCCCCCGCGGGAUGACGGGAGUUGUAGUUCAGCCGCGGGGAAGUCUCGGCGGGAAUGGCGGCGGGGACGGCCGGGAGGGAACUACAGCUCCCAGGAGGCGCCGCGAGGCCGCGCCGGUUCGGCGGGGCCCGGGACCGAGCGCGCCCCGUGAGCGGCGGGGCCGGGCCGGGACCCCCGGGAGGGACCCCCGGGCCCGGAGCCCCGGGCGGGCCAUGGCGGGGCCGCGGGAGCACCGGCUGCAGCCCGGGGACACCCUGCCGGGGCUGGCGCUGCGCUACGGGGUAACGAUGGAGCAGAUCCAGCGCGCCAACCGCCUCUACUCCUCGGACACCAUUUUCCUGAAGGCCACCCUGGUGAUCCCGCAGCCCCCGGGACAAUCCCGGGAACACCCCGGGGACGAUCCCGGUGACGAUCCCGGUGACAAUCCCGGGGAUGAUCCCAGGGAUGAUCCCAGGGAUGAUCCCGAUCCCAGGGAUGAUCCCGGGAUUGAUCCCGGCCCUUCCCGUCGCGACCUCUCGGCCUCGGAUUUCCUGCGGCGCUUGGACGCCGAGAUCGGCCGCUCCAAGGAGGCGGCGGCGCAGCGGCUGCGGGGACGGGAGAGCAGCCCUGAUGACGUCACUCGGUGUCCCCACAGCCCCAGUGAUGUCACCCCAUGUCCCCACAGCCCUGAUGACGUCACCCGGUGUCCCCACAGCCCCGGGCCGGGCCGGGGUGGCCCCGGUGUCACCCCUGGGUCCCCUCGGGGGGCCCGGCUGGGACCCCGACCCCUCACCAGGACCCCGCGGGCGGCCGCGCUCAGGGACAGCGAGGACGAGAUCUUCACCUUGUGACAGUGAUGGGGACACUGGGGACACUGGGGACACAGCUGGGGACACAGCUGG
Molecule: messenger RNA, 994 nt
Organism: Poecile atricapillus (Black-capped chickadee)
Lineage: Eukaryota; Metazoa; Chordata; Aves; Passeriformes; Paridae
Gene: LYSMD1
Product: LysM domain containing 1
Exons: 3
Coding region: 125-943 (272 amino acids)
Source: RefSeq, a predicted model, not a curated record